AGAAACUAUUGAUGAAUUCCCAAAGAACGUGUCAUACCAAACUACCAGUCCUUAUGCUGUACCUACCAAGCUGGCAAUAGACAUUAUUGGAAGACAAAAACAUGUGGUAGUGACAGAGUGGUUGAGCCAUCUCAAGUUCAUAUAACUUACUCCACCUCCUAAAGGAUCGUAUAUCUAUAUAAACACAUUCAAGUUGGUUUGUAACCCCCACUCAGACUCAAGGACUUCCUCCACAGUUCACAGAGAACAUUAUUUCAGCAUUCACAAGCUAUUUCUUAAUUUAACACUUCCUCUACAUCCUAAAGAAAUAUGGCAAUCAGUAUGGGGCGCAUUCUCCGUGGGAAGCAAGGAGGCCUCAGAAGGUCUUCCUCGAGAUCAAACAGAGAAAGUGAGGUUCCUAAGGGUCACUUUGCAGUUUAUGUAGGCGAGGGCGAGAAGAAACGCUUUGUCCUUCCAAUAACAUACUUGAAGGAUCAUUCAUUCCAAGACCUGCUUUGUCAAGCUGAAGAAGAAUUUGGAUUUGAUCAUCCCAUGGGCGGGCUUACAAUUCCUAUUCCGGAGGAUACCUUCUUGGACAUCAUCUCAGCAUGAGUAGCAGAUCCUAGUAGACUUUAGAUAUCUUAUAUUAUAAACACAAUUUUGCAGAUAAAAGUAUUCUUGUACAGUGCUCCAUUUUUUUCCUGAUCAAAUUGGGAAAUAAAAACUAUAAAUUUUC
Molecule: messenger RNA, 715 nt
Organism: Cuscuta campestris
Lineage: Eukaryota; Viridiplantae; Streptophyta; Magnoliopsida; Solanales; Convolvulaceae
Source: the annotation of a GenBank genome assembly